Molecule: messenger RNA, 712 nt
Organism: Paramecium tetraurelia
Lineage: Eukaryota; Ciliophora; Oligohymenophorea; Peniculida; Parameciidae
Exons: 3
Biological process (GO): protein secretion; vesicle-mediated transport
Cellular component (GO): Golgi membrane
Source: RefSeq, a predicted model, not a curated record
AUGGAAUCUAACUCCUUAGAUUUUAAAAUAAACAUAUAACCCAAGAAGUUAACUGAGCAUGUAGAACCAGAUGUUGAUUUGACAGUCGACAAAUAUGAUGCUGUCUACUAGAACACCUAAUAGGAAGAGGAAGUGGAGACAGCUAAUAAAGAUUUAUUAAUAUAAGAGUAUGAUAUUACUGAGGCAGCUCAUCCAUAUUAUUGUGCUGCUGCUUUGGCAUUAACUUCAAUUCCAGGAUUGACAUUUAUCCUGUUACAGGAUGUUAUUCAUGCUUAUCCCUUAGUUAUUUUACUGCAGUUGGCACAAUUUCUGGCGUUGAAAAAUUAUUUGGGCUUGAAACUGAUUGGAUUGCGUUGGUGGAUUGAGAUGGAUAUUAAGGGUGAAUAGAAAUGGAUGUUCUAAACUCAAUCAUAAGAAUAAUCAAAUAAAGUUGACAGGUAUUUCUUCUGGGCUUGUCUCAUUUAUGGAACACUCUUUUGGUGCAUAAUGUGUCUUGGAGACUUCUUUGGAUUCAAAAUAUUCUGGUUACCUUUGCCAAUCAUAAGUUUUGUUUUGUCUUUGACUAAUUUGCAGGGAUUCUACAAAUGCAGAGGGGAACAUCAGAAGAAACUAUAACAAUUGAAAAGAGAAAUGGCGAAGGGGGGAAUGAAUAUAGUGGGAAUGAUAAUGAAGUGAUAUGAAAUUGUUAUUUUUAAUAUUUUUGAAUUUAAUA